AGGAGGAUCACUAUGACUAUAGCCCUUGGUAGAUUUACCAAAGAAGAAAAUGAUUUAUUUUAUAUUAUGGAUGACUGGCUACGAAGAGACCAGUUCGUUUUUGUGGGUUGGUCCUGUCUAUUGCUUCCUUGCUCCUAUUUCACUUUAGGAGGGUGGUUCACAGGUACAACCUUUGUACCUUUAUGGUAUAACCAUGGAUUGGAUAAUUCAUAUUUGGAAGGUUGCAAUUUCCUAACCACUUCAGUUUCUACCCCUGCUAAUAGUUUAGUGCAUUUUUUAUUGCUACUAUGGGGCUCGAAAGCACAACAAAAUUUUACUCGUUGGUGCCAAUUAGGUGGUUUGUGGACUUUUGUCACUCUCCAUGGCACUUUCGGACUAAUAGGCAUCAUGUUACAUCAAUUUGAAUUUGCUCGAUCGAUUCAAUUGAGACCUUAUAAUGUGAUUGCAAUCUCUGGUCCUAUUGUUGUUUUUGUUUCCAUAUUCCUAAUUUAUCCACUAGGUCAGUCUGGCUGGUUCUUUGCGCCCAGUUUUGGCGUAACAGCUAUAUUUCAAUUCAUCAUUUUCUUCCAAGGGUUUCAUAAUUGGACAUUGAACCCAUUUCAUAUGAUAGGACUUGCCGGAGUAUUGGGUGCUGCUUUGCUAUGCGCUAUUCAUGGUGCUACCAUAGAAAAUACUUUAUUCAAGGAUGGUGAUGGUGCGAAUACAUUCCAUGCCUUUAACCCAACUCAAGCUGAAGAGACCUAUUCUAUGGUCGUUGCUAACCGGUUUUGGUCACAAAUCUAUGGGGUUGCUUUUUCCAAUAAACAUCGGUUACAUUUCUUUAUGUUAUUUGUACAAGUCACCAGUUUAUAGAUGAGUGCUCUUAGGGUAGUCGGUUUGGCUUUGAACCUACGAGCCUAGGACUUCAUUUCCCAAAAAAUCCAUGCAGCAAAAGAUCCUAAAUUUGAGACUUUCUACACCAAAAAUAUUCUUUUAAAUGAAGGUAUUCGUGCUUGGAUGGUGGCUCAGGAUCAGCCUCAUGAAAACCUUAUAUUCCCUAAGGAGGUUCUGCCUCAUGGAAACGCUCUUUAA
Nymphaea colorata (pocket water lily) is the source of this 1071-nucleotide messenger RNA. Its product is annotated as photosystem II D2 protein-like. Gene Ontology annotation, cellular component: photosystem II; chloroplast thylakoid membrane. The record is from RefSeq and is a predicted model, not a curated record. NCBI's taxonomy places the organism in Eukaryota, Viridiplantae, Streptophyta, Magnoliopsida, Nymphaeales, Nymphaeaceae. Gene Ontology annotation, biological process: photosynthesis; photosynthesis, light reaction; photosynthetic electron transport in photosystem II.